Theobroma umbraticum is the source of this 2800-nucleotide messenger RNA. RefSeq lists its product as uncharacterized. Lineage: Eukaryota; Viridiplantae; Streptophyta; Magnoliopsida; Malvales; Malvaceae. The record is from RefSeq and is a predicted model, not a curated record.
UUUUGUUUUUUCUUUUCUUCACUCUUCGUUUUCUUAAAAACUCUCUCCUUCCCUCUAUCUCUCACUCUGCUCACUCUCCGCCCGUACACUCUGCCGAGAAAACCCCAUAAAAUCCUUGACAAAAAAAGAAUAAAAGUGAAGUUGCAGCGCAUUUAGAUAUAUAUUUUCAAGUUUCUCAAGAAAAAAACCCCGGAAAUUUAAUUAAAAAGUGGAAAAGGAAACCCAAAAAGAAAUCUUCAAAACAAGAAAAGGAAAAAAAAUUUCGCCAGAUCUUUUUUUGUUGUUUACACUGGGCUUUGUCUUCACCACCUAGAUCCUUUUCCCUCCAUAAGCCCUUUCGACUUAGGUUUUAAAGGGCAUAUGCAUUUGUUCAAGCAACGGACUAUUUGUUGGUGGUUUUGGAGUCUUGGGUCUGCUUCAAAACGGAGUUUAAGGAUUGACUUUUAAAGAUCAGAUUUUUUUCUUAACAUUUACUUUUUAAGGAGGAUUUUUGGCGGAAGGGGUUUCUGAUGGGGAGCCCCGAUGAGCCCAACACAAAGGGCAUUGAUGCCUCGGUGGGUGGGUUGGUUUGGGUCCGACGUCGAAACGGUUCCUGGUGGCCGGGUCGGAUUAUGGGCCUCGACGAGCUCUCUGAGAGUUGUUUGGUUUCUCCGAGAUCCGGUACUCCUGUUAAGCUUCUUGGUCGUGAAGAUGCAAGCGUGGACUGGUAUAAUCUUGAAAAGUCUAAGAGGGUGAAGGCCUUUCGCUGUGGAGAAUAUGAUGAAUGUAUUGAGAAAGCAAAGGCUUCGGCAGCAAAUUCUAGCAAGAAAGCAGUGAAAUAUGCUCGAAGAGAAGAUGCUAUUCUCCAUGCUCUUGAGAUUGAGAGUGCACGCUUAGGCAAGGAUCAUCCAGAUUAUUUCUCUAGAAAAGAUAAUUCUGGUGGUGACCAGGGUAGUUUGGUCAAAGAAUCACCUACCAUGUCACAUUCUGGGAAAGAAAAUGAGGAUAUGACUGAUGAAAUGAGUGAUACGGAGGACGACUCAGAUUCAGCUCCAGAAUUAUCACAGUCUGGCAUAUCCUUUGAAGAGCCAAAUCAUAUUAAUGGUACCAAGGGGCAUUGUGUGCUGGUAAAGAGAAGGAAAACCCCAAAUGACUCAGAGGAUGAUGGAACAGAAGGAAUCAAGCGCAUGAGAGGCCUUGAGGAUCUAGGCAUGGGUGUAGGAUCAAAAAGGAAAGCCCAGGCUGCAGGGGUGCUCGAGUUAGUUCAACAAGAUCAUGCUUCAUUCUAUGACCCAAACAUGGGCAAUUGCGUGUCUAAUGGAAGUCCUGUAAAUGGUAGCAGAAAUCAUUCAUCAUCAUUGAAAAGAAAGAGGUCUCAAGUGGCAAACGUUCAUGAAUUCUUGAAAAGGAAAAAUCGUCGGCGACCACUAACCAAGGUUUUGGAGAGUACAGCUAUGGUGUCAGUUCCAGUUGUUUGUGAUGAAAUUCCAAGCUCAAGUGGCUCACCCCUUAGGGGACUCUCUGACAGCAAAGUUUCAGGAAUGGAUUCUAAUGAGUCACGGAGAAGUGUUUCUGCUGUAAUUAACAACAACAACAACAACAAUAACAACUCCGAUAGUACAGGAGUUUCAUGUGAGAAUGGUGUCUCUUUAAAUGCUUCUGAACAUGCUGCUGAUGCAACCCAAACUAAUAAUAAGACGAAAUACAAUGAAAUUUCGAGCAUAUUAGAGUUAGCUGAGAAUGGUUCUUCUGACAAGCUAUUUGAUGUGCCAUUUGUUGGAGAAGAUAAACCAUCUGCAGAUUUUUCUCCAAUAUUUGUAUCUUGUUCAUCUGAGACGCCUGAAGUUGGUGAUUUGGGAAGGCAAGCUGAAACUGAGGGACAUAAUGAAUCUGGUUGUACCAGAUCAGUGGCUGCUCAUACUAAUAGUAUUAGCCAGAGGAUAGAGAAAGGUACUGCUGAAUGGCAGUUAAAAGGAAAGAGGAAAUCAAGACAAAUAAGUAAAAAUCGAAAGCAUGACUCAAGAAAAUAUGCCGACAUGGAUGAUGUACCAAAUGCUUGUUUGGCAGGUAUAGAGCACUUGGAUGGAUUUUCUCAGGGUUCUGAUCAGAAAGUUGAUUGCAAUGGUGUUGGGUCAGUUGCUUCAUACAAUUGCACCUUGCAAUCCAAGUCCAAGUCUGUUGUUGAAGAGCAGCUUAAUGGGUUCCAGGACUGGAAGUCUAUGUCUCGGGAGCCUCGUGCGAGAGGCCCAAUAGUGGAGGCAAAAAUACUGCCCGAUGGUUCUGUGACCCCUCAAAGGUCACUUCCAUACCGUCAGUCUCGCUAUACUGUUCAUUCCAGGUAUCAGAUGACAGAUUUUCCAGGAAAACCUUUUUCCGCUGAUUCAUCAUUUUAUGAUGUGAAGAUUGAGGUGAAAGCUAACUAUCGGCCACAGCAUGUUCCAUUAGUUUUCAUGAGUAAACUGAAUGGAAAAGCCAUAAUUGGUCACCCUUUAACUGUUGAGGUUUUGAGUGAUGAUUACUAUGGCAGUUUGACUCGAGAAGCUGCAAUGGAGUGCACUGAAAUUGGUCCUGUAGUGAAGCGAAAGUCAGAAGGUGGGCGAGUUCCUACAAAGCAUAUGAAACUGCACGCACGUUUUCUCCACGAAAUCAGUGAAAGCAAAGAAAUCUGGACUAUUGUCUAAAAAGAUUCGGAAAUUGUCUUCAUUGACUGGUCAAAAACUCGGUUUAGCUGACAGGAAACUGGUGGUGGAGAAGCCUAAGGGUCCUGUAAUAGCUUGUGUUCCUCUGAAGUUAGUAUUCAGUAGGAUAAACGAAGCAUUGA